GUUGGGACUUCCUGCUGUGUCGUCACUCGGUGCGUAGCUGUUCCUGCAGAGGACGGCAGGGUUGCUGCGCUCCUCAGACUGGAUACCGCAGAUUUUUAGCCUUAUUCAUCUUUUCACAAGAGGACGAUGGAUGAUUUGACCGAAUAUCCCGUUUUCUUCGAGUGCCACAGCCUGCUGAAAGAGCAGCAAAAGAAGAUAGAGAAGUAUUUCCGUAUUCACCGCAAAUCUCGCGGAGGCGACUGCGGACCACUGAUAAGAGUGAAUGAAAAAGUUUACAGCAUAGCUUUCAAAUAUCAGAAAGAUCAGCAGGCAGUUCUGCAGAAGUAUCAGCAUUCAGUGGACCUUGGAGACGGUCCACUGGUGUUCACUGUCCGAGGCAGUCUGGAACCUCUCUCCUCCUCUCCCAGUUCCACCUCGACUCCAAGCCAGAACUUCACAGCUCCAGCGCAGAGCCAGCAGCCCAUUCUUGCUUCAUCUCCUCCAUCAAGUGGUGAAGAAUAUGAACUACGUUUUGAUGGUUAUCUCCUUCAUUACUUAAAGGAAAGUCCCAAGGCUGGGAGAGAACUAGAGGAAGAACUUGCCUCUGUGGCCUGCUCUGCUCGGCUUUACCCAGAAGAAGAGAGGGUUUUAGUCAGGAAUUUAGCUCAGCCUGGUGCUGUUGAUAGAGAUGGAGUCAAAAAGUGGGAAGGUGAGGUGGACAAACUCUUUAAAGGUUUACAGGAACGCUACCACUGCCAUUGUGAGAUAAACCCUCGCAAAGUGAAAGCUUUGCUUCAGUCCCGCAGCUCUCAUCAGACCACAGAUGAGGUGAAGGUGUACAGUGAGGGUGGGAUGGCUAUUGUGGUUGGGGAACAAUCUCAGGUGGAUGCCAGGUUGAGAGAUAUAGAGGACAGGUCAUGUGUAAGAGAGAAGAAAACCCAUAUUUGUCGACUGGGUGAGGCCAAGCUUCGCCUCCUCUGGAAAGACAUCGAGCACUUUUUGCGACAAGAUCUUCCAGGGGUCAAGGUGACACAGGGAGAUGCAGGACAGUUAGUCCUGGAAGGUUCUGUGGAGGAGAUUCUUACGGCUAGACAUUGGAUCUCUGAUAAGGAGAAUUUGGUGUUAGAGAGAUCUGUUUCUGACAUGAGCCCACAUCUUUUAACCUUCCUGAGAAAGGCAUAUAGAGGUCCAGGGGCUCUAGGCAAUUUUUUAGGCGUUGGUGACAACCUAGAAAUAGAGUUACGAGACACAGAGAUACGACUCUUCUCUCUCUUCACUGAUAAUCUGGAUGACACAGAAAAGGCACUGCAAGGCGAGUUCAAGGAAGUAAAUAUUGAUGUUCCUAACUGCUCUGCAGUGCAAUAUGAGCUUCAGUUAGACCUUAAAUCCAAGGAAAAUGAGAUGAACCAAGGACAAUGUAGGGUUCGGGCCAUAUUUGGUUCAGGCAGCACAGUGUGCUUACUGGGCCACACCAAAGAGGUUGAAGAGCUGAGAGAAGCAUGUGACAGGCUUCUCCAAGUGAUAAAUACAGGAAACAAUACACCAAGAGAUUUCGGGUUCUGGACGGAUGCUGCUGCCCAGAACACAGGAAGUGGAGCCACUGGUGGAGGUUCUGGAGAGACUGUCCAUGUAGAGAUCGUUCAGGGAACCAUCGAGACCCAGCAGGUGGAUGCCCUGGUAUCUCCUAUGUACGGCCACGAUCCUCUCUCUACCCGUGUUGGAAACACUUUGUCUGCGAUGGUUGGAGGUCAGCUGGCUGCAAGGUUUACAGAGGAAGCUGGAGAAGAAACGAUGCCUGGUGACACAGUCAUGGUGGAGGGUUUGCCUGCACUUCCAUCUAAAGCAGUAAUCUUCCUCAACCUGGUUCCUUGGGGUGAUGACCCAGAUGGGACAGCAGUCGAGGUUAUGAGAAUGGCCAUCAAAGAAACCCUGACUUCUUGUGAAAACAGAAGAUUUGAUUCUGUUGCUUUCCCUGUACUUGGAGCUGGGAUUGCCCUGCGUUUUCCUGAGAGCGUGGUUGCCCGGGUUCUACAGGAGGAAGUUGAUACAUUUAAACAGACCAGAGCCAGCAAAACACCGUUCCUGGUCCGCAUUGUCAUCCACCCUGAUGAGUCUAGCAUGGCCUUCCAGUGCAUCGAGGAAACUUUGACACUCUCAAAAGAUUUCCACCAACCAGACCAAGUGUCGACUAAGAGGAUCGUCCUGCUGGGAAAAACUGGAUCAGGGAAAAGCAACCUAGCCAACACCAUAUUUGGAGAGCAAUUGUUCGAUACAAACGACUCUCCCAACUCUGGAACACAAAAAUGUGAAGCAAAAACAAAAUCUGUCAACGGAAGAAGCAUCACUUUGAUUGACACUCCUGGGUUCUUUGAUGUAGUAAGGAAGGAGGAUGAGGUAAAGCCUGAGAUAAUGAGGUGUAUCACUGAGUGUGCUCCUGGGCCUCAUGCUUUUCUUAUUUUGCUCAAAGUGGAUAAAUUCACAGAGCAGGAGAAAGAUGUCAUCAAGAAAAUACGUGAGUUUUUCACUGACGAUGCUCUAAAAUAUGCUGUAAUUGUCUUCACUCACGGUGAACAGCUCCCUAAAGGGAUGACAAUCGAGGAGUUUGUCAGUCAGAAUAAGGAUCUGAGUCAUCUGGUGAAUCAGUGUGGUGGUCGGUGCCACGUCUUUGAUAAUAAAUACUGGAACAAUAAACAACCAAAUAACUACAGGAGCAAUCAGUUCCAUGUGGAGAAGCUACUCAACACAGUGGACAAGAUGGUGAUGGAAAACGAUGGAGGCUACUACACCAAUGAGGUGUUUCAAGCAGUAGAGAAAGAAAUACGGAAAGAGGUAGUGCAUAUUGCACAGUCAUCAGGAAACAUGUCAGUGGAAGAGAUCAGAAAGCAGGCUAAAACCAGAGUGUGUAAUAGAUUUUUGGUCCAACUGACAGGUACUGCAACAGGAACUUUGCUAGGAGCUGUUUUUGGUGUGGCAGCAAUGGUCAAAUUAGUUAUCAAAGCCAUACAGAAGCCUACAGUAAUCAUAAAUGCUGUGAAACAAAUUCCAGCAUUAACAGGAGCAGCAGUUAUAGGAGGAGAAGUAGCAGGAGUAGCUGCUGCAGCUGUGGUAGGUGUGUCUACAGCAGCCUUGGCUACAACAGGAGGAAUAAUAGGUGGUGUUACAGGAAGUGAAGCAGCUGAGGGAGCAGAAACAGUUAUGGAGGCAGCAGAGAGGGCGGCUAAGGCUGUCAUGGACAAAGGAAAAUCUAUCUUAAACUCUAUUAGCUGAUUUUAUGUUAUUUUUACAUGGGGGAAGCUGAACAAACUGAAAACUGGAUUCACAUACAAUCACUACUAAAAGUCAGCACUACCUAUUUACACAUUUACAGCAUACACUGAGCAACAUUCAUUUAGUUGCGUUUCUGUUGUUUUCUGUCCACCUGACAAAUGCUUAUCCAGCAUUAACUCUCCUUUUAUGUCUAUUAGGUCUCCACCAACAUCUAUAUGUUCACCAGCUAGUCCCUAACUUUGUCUGUCUAUAGUUUGGUGUUUGUCAGGUGGCUGUACAGUGUUUUCAUCAGAGCUUUUUGUUGCUGCAAGCUGAGACUAGAUAAAAGGUUGAAGAGAGUUUUGCCGUAAAACCAAAACUCUGUAGAGCUGAGGGGAAAUGCACAGUUGGUUGAUGAUUCUCAGUCAUUUUAACAAUUAUUAAAACAAAAAUGUUGAUUAGUGCAGCUUUAACAUAUGGGAAGAAUGUUUUUGGGCAGAAAACCACAGUAGAAUCUAAACAAGAAAUGCAGUGACUCUAAAAAUGGUAGAGGGAAAUGUUUAUUCUCAAGAAUCUCUUUUAUUACUUACUUGUAUAUCACUUGUCAAUUAUGUUAUAUAUAAUAUGUAUAAAAUAUAAUGUAUAAAAACAAUAAAUAUGUGGUACUGUAAGAGGAACUGUGUCACUUUAAGCUGCAAAUGCUAAGCACAAAGUAUCAGAGUAAUCACUGUCCAUCAGUGGAGGAUGGGCACAAUCAUUAUUUAUAUAGAUAUCUUUUAGGUUGUGAUGUGAUAACCUCAGUAUGCCUGGAAGAUUCAAGUGAUUGUCACUAUAUAUCUGAAAGUGAUCAUCAGAAUGUGUAUUCUCCAUGAUUGCAGGGUGUUGAAAGAUGACAAGUUUACUUUUUGCCAAUUAUCUCAUAUAUUUGUUACAAAUAAUUUUUUCAUCAAUAAAAUUAAUUAAUAAAUAUUAAUUAAGAUUAA
Molecule: messenger RNA, 4208 nt
Organism: Thunnus maccoyii (southern bluefin tuna)
Lineage: Eukaryota; Metazoa; Chordata; Actinopteri; Scombriformes; Scombridae
Exons: 7
Coding region: 127-3246 (1039 amino acids)
Molecular function (GO): GTP binding
Source: RefSeq, a predicted model, not a curated record